CACACGAGGAGCGCAUUGCAGGAAAUACAUUCUUUGAUAGUACCACACUUAAGAAAAUGGGGAUUGAGACUCUUCUUGAGUUCCACAUUAGGCGAUUAAAGGAAAUAGAAGCAAAAAAAAGAGCUAAGAAUAUGGAUGUGCAAGACAAUGUAGGAGAGAUGGAAGGGGAAGAAAAGAAUCUCUCACACACAAUGGAGAUUCAAGACUUUAAUGAUGUGGUUGUACAAGAUGAGGGUGGAUCUAGACCUCGACGUGUCACCUAUGAGGAGUUUGAUAGCUUGAGUAGCUCAAUGGCGACCCUCACUACUAGUGUGCCAGGCUUGCACACUAAGCUUGAUAAAAUGAUGGUCUUUCUCUGGUUGAUGAUGCAUUCAUUGACAUGGGCUUCUAGAGGGUCCUGGACCAUUAGUCACAACUAG
Molecule: messenger RNA, 419 nt
Organism: Ilex paraguariensis (yerba mate)
Lineage: Eukaryota; Viridiplantae; Streptophyta; Magnoliopsida; Aquifoliales; Aquifoliaceae
Source: the annotation of a GenBank genome assembly